Dendroctonus ponderosae (mountain pine beetle) is the source of this 1609-nucleotide messenger RNA. RefSeq names its product putative inorganic phosphate cotransporter. Gene Ontology annotation, cellular component: plasma membrane. Lineage: Eukaryota; Metazoa; Arthropoda; Insecta; Coleoptera; Curculionidae. Gene Ontology annotation, biological process: monoatomic anion transport; transmembrane transport. The transcript has 8 exons. Gene Ontology annotation, molecular function: transmembrane transporter activity. The record is from RefSeq and is a predicted model, not a curated record. Bases 83 to 1537 code for a protein of 484 amino acids.
UCCCCCCAACGUCAUGUGGCGAUUUAUGUUCUGAAGUCAACAACAUAUACAAUGAUUUGCCUAAUUAUUGUCUGUGCUCUGGAUGCGAUGUGAAAAUGGCCUAAAAUUUCCGAAAAUGGCAGCGGAAAUUCUUGAAAAACCCCACAUUGACUAUGCCCUGGUGGCAGGUCGUAGAAACUUACCCUUUUUUGGAGUGAGGCACUUGCAAGUGCUCCUGCUCUUCUUCAUGGUGUUCAUUGCCUUGGGCUCCAAUGUUUGUCUAUCGGUAGCUAUUGUAGCUAUGACUGAUUCCCUUGCCAGUAGCAACCCGAAUGUGCCAACCUACAAUUUAGAAGACCAAGGCACCAUUCUCUCGGCCUUUUUCUGGGGCUACAUCUGGCCUCAGAUUCUGGCCGGGUACGUGGCCAAUCGCUUUGGGGCCAAACGGUGCCUGGUUGGUGCCAUGUCCUUGCAGUCGGCGCUCACAUUAUUCCUGCCAGUCACCGCGGCUAAUUUCGGUUCUUCCGGCCUGUACGCCAGCAGGUUCUUGCAAGGGUUUUGCCAAGGAUUCCUCUUCCCUUCGCUGACUCACCAGCUGGGCCAGUGGGCCCCUCUCGAGGAAAGAAGCCGCAUGGGGGCCUUUGCAUUUGGGGCCGGCCCUUUGGGCACUGUGGUCGCAAUGUUGGCUACCGGCAUCAUCUCGGCAAGCUGGCAGGGCUGGCCCUUGGUGUUCUACGCCUAUGGAACCUUGGGAGUAAUCUGGAGUUUGAUGUUUGGCAUAUUAGGCUCCAACCGCCCAGCAGCCCAUCCAAGGAUCAGUGAAGCUGAGCGGACGUUUAUUGAAACCAGUCUGGGACAUGUGGGAGGCAAAGUGUCCCACAGGGUUCCAUGGAUGGCAAUUUUUAGAUCGGGGCCCGUUUGGGCUCUGCUGGUAGCUCAGAGCGGAUACAUUUACUGCUCCUGGACGCUGCUGAGCCAGAUCCCCAGCUACAUCAACCAUGUGAUGCACUUUAAUAUAAAAAAUAACGGCCUUCUGUGCGCUCUUCCUUAUCUAACGCUCUGGGUGUGGAGCUUCGUCUUCAGCUACGCCUCGGACAGUCUCAUCAAUCAGCACGUGGUGAAAGUAGGGACGGCCAGGAAGAUUUUCAACUCCAUCGGGCUCCUCACUUCAGGACUGGCAUUGAUCGCCCUCGGUCUCACAAAAGCCGAUCAGGUGGCUCAAGCAGUCGCUCUUUUGGUGCUGGCAGUGGGUUCGCAUGCUGCCUGCAUGUCCGGAUGGUCGGUUAACCACAUCGACCUUUCUCCGAAUUUCGCCGGAACCAUCAUGGGCCUUACCAACGGGUUUGCCCAUAUCUCUGCCAUUAUUGCGCCGCUGAUAGUGCAGUUUUGCGUUUUCGAUCAGACUGAUCCAGAGCAGUGGAGGAUGAUCUUCUUCAUAGCUGCAGCAGUCGCUGCAGUCGCUGCGGCCGUUUUCGUGCUCUUCGGGUCGGGCGACACUCAAGACUGGAACCAGCACAGAACCGAAAAAAUCCCAAUGAAGAAAAAUGAAUUGAUUUGAUAACAGCAAACCCUCUUAAAUCCUUGCUCAUUUAACCAGGUCUAUAAAGUGGUAAUAAAGUGAUGGAAAUUA